Molecule: messenger RNA, 1356 nt
Organism: Homalodisca vitripennis (glassy-winged sharpshooter)
Lineage: Eukaryota; Metazoa; Arthropoda; Insecta; Hemiptera; Cicadellidae
Product: voltage-dependent anion-selective channel-like
Exons: 7
Coding region: 1-873 (290 amino acids)
Biological process (GO): monoatomic anion transmembrane transport
Cellular component (GO): mitochondrial outer membrane
Molecular function (GO): voltage-gated monoatomic anion channel activity
Source: RefSeq, a predicted model, not a curated record
AUGAUCAGGACAAGCAGAGGUCAUGGUGUGGAUGAAGAACAGGCCUGCGCGUCACACAGUUUGUUUAUUCCAGCACCACUGGGAGAUCCUGGUGACCGGAAUGUCCGUAUUUCCUCAUCCGUCACCUCAGGAAGCAGACAGGUGGAUGGGUUGACAAGGACCUGGGUGACUCAGCUGGUUACUACUGCGAGUAGUACAAAUACUGAAAAUGUUUUGAAAUGUGUAGGUGUUACCUUUACGGAAAAAUGGAAUACAGACAAUGUCCUGGUGACCGAAGUUAGUGCUCAAGACUUCAUGAAGGGUGUGAAAGUGUCAUUAGAUACAUCAUUCAAGCCCCAAACUGGAGACAAGUCACUGAAAGCCAAGACUGAAUUCAGGAACCAAACCGUAUCGGUUAAUUGUGACUUGGAUUUCAAGGCUGGAGCCCCUGUGGUUAAUGCUGCUGCUGUCCUUGGAUACAAUGGAUGGCUUGCGGGUUAUUCAACCAAAUUUGACUCUCAGAAGUCCAAAAUAACUGGAAAUAACUUUGCCCUGGGCUAUGCAGCUGGAGAUCUAGUUUUCCACACAAGCGUUGACAAUGGGCAAGAGUUCGGUGGCUCCAUCUACCACAAGGUGAACCCUAACUUUGAGACAGCUGUGAACCUGGCGUGGUCGGCCGGCAAUAAUGACACACGUUUUGGCAUCGGCUGUAAGUACAACCUGGACCACGACACGGCUGUCAGAGCCAAGGUCAACAAUGCUAGUCAGAUUGGACUCAGUUACUCCCAGAAGCUCAGAGAAGGAGUGACAAUUUCUCUCUCUACCUUAAUUGAUGGAAAGAACUUCAACGAAGGUGGUCACAAAGUUGGCUUCAGUCUUGAAUUAGAAGCUUAAGUCAGUCAUCGUAUGAGAUUUGAAGAAAGAAUUAGAUGCUCACAUCCAUUUGUUGACCAUUUAAAAUGACAUUACAACAAUUAAAACGUAUGGAAAACUCAAUCAAAUUUGUGCAUUGUAAAAACUCUGCAUGGAAAUGUUAAGGAGUGUUAGUAUUAACAAUUUAUAUCUAUAUACAGUACAUUGUAUGUAGUGGCAAUUUCAGUUUUAUAAGCUUGUCGUCGGACGCUGUUUUGGGUACACUUUUGUUCCACAUUUCCUAAUUAGUGGUACAUAUUAUAUAUAUAUUUGUAUACAGACACUCUUUCUUCAAUCUUCAACAACUCGAAUUUUUUAGUCAUUUUUUUGAAAUUUAACUUAUAUGACUGGUAUUGUGCAACUGUUUUAAACCUGUCUAUUAAUUAUAUUGUAAAUAUGUAAUGAAUGAAUAUUUGUUGUUGGAAAAAACAGCUUCAUAUUAUAGGAACUGUAGUUGAAAGUAAA